This is a messenger RNA of Cetraspora pellucida, 147 nucleotides long. Lineage: Eukaryota; Fungi; Glomeromycota; Glomeromycetes; Diversisporales; Gigasporaceae. The record is from the annotation of a GenBank genome assembly.
CAUCCUUCUGUAAAAGUUCUGUUUGAUGUUGAGAUGAUUGCUGAAAUGAUGAAGAACCUGCUUCAGGUUCAUACUGGGGCGAUGGGUCAUAUUAAGGUGAUGCUUGUCAUGAAGAACCAUGAUUCUUAUUGUUUAGUAUCUAUUUGA